AUGCGCCUGAGCAUGUCUUCCUCCAAUGCUGCUCUUCCCUCGUCGUCAGGCUCAUGCACUCUGCUCCGGGCAGUCUGUCACGCCCUACUGCUUCUUCCGUCGUUGGCUGGGGCACAGAAUGCAUAUCCUUCCGGCAUGAGGACGGAGACGCCACCCUCCGGGUCCCUUCAGUAUAUACUUCAGAGCCAGCAGUUCGCCACCAAUCCGAUUCUUCUACUGGGCCUGGUUGAGUCCAUGGCCCGUCCUCCUUCGCAGAAUUUCACCAUCCAUGGAGUGCUGAAGAGCGUAAACCGUGAGAAUAUCAACCAGCUUGGUGGUAGCGAUAUAGUUAUGGUUAGCUGUGAUGAGUUUGCGCAGCCUAAUAACCUUAAAGUCAAGGAUACACUGAAGACUAUCAUGACUCGAAGUCCCACGCCGGCGGCGAUGAUACUGUACAGCAUGCAACUGGACCGCUGCCAGUACAAAGCGGACGAUGCUCUACCAGCGUACCCAAACAUCUUCACAAUCACUCGGGUCACAACAUCUCAGGCCGUGCAACGGAAGCUUGAGGCUAGCUCUGGUGGAACAUCCUCGAUCGAAGUGUCUCAGCCUUCCACGGUUAUCAACGGAGACUUGGAACACAAGGACCCCAGCCGGCCGAUCGAGAAGAGUACCCAGAACAGCAGCAGUACCCCCAGCACCUCGGUGGCCAUGAUCAUUCUGUACUCUGUCACGGGCGUUGUCACGCUCCUCUUUCUGAGCGUCAUCGUCACGGGGGCCAUCCGCGCACACCGCCAUCCGGAGCGGUACGGGCCGCGUGAUGCCGUGGGCCGCCCGCGCCAGAGCCGAGCCAAGGGUAUCGCACGAGCAAUGCUCGAGACGCUUCCGAUUGUGAAAUUUGGCGAUCUGGACGACCAUCCGGCGGGCCAGCAGCGCGGCGAUGGGAAGACAAAACGGGGCGACGAGGAGAUGGGGGACGCCCAGCAUCCAGAGAUGGCAGCGAAGGAGCGGCCAUCAGAGGAUUCGUCGGCUUUCAGCGUCAAGAAUGUAGAGCAUCAAGCGGCGUCGACGGAGCAGGCGAACGUGGGCGCUCCGGCGUCUCGCGCUGCGUCUCCAGAGGCCGGCCCGGCGGGCGCGGCGACAGCGACGGCGACGGCGACGGCAGACGCUGCUCUAGGUUGUCCGAUUUGCACGGAGGAUUUCGAGAAGGGGCAGGAUGUCCGGCUGCUGCCCUGCGACCACAAAUUCCACCCCGAGUGCAUUGAUCCAUGGCUGGUGAAUGUCUCUGGGACAUGUCCUCUGUGCCGCAUCGACCUGCACCCGCCCAGCGAAGACGAGGAAGAAGACGGCUACUACGACGACGACGGCCACUUCCACCCUCGCGAGCCAGACCCGAACGACGCCAACCACAACCACAACCGCAACAACAACGAUGCUGCUGCUGCUACUGAAGGCGACGGCGAGCCCGCGCCAGCACCGCGCACAUCAGGCGACUCCAGCACCACGACGGCUCCGGACCAGCCGGCAGCUCCCCGCCGGGCAGCUCGCCGCGCGCGCCCGCGCCGCCGCAGCCUCGCGACGUACAUCCAAUCGACGAUCAACGCGAUCCCGCUCAGCGACGCGACGCUCGAGGAACGACUGGAUGCCGUUCGCCGACUGCGCACGGCGCACAACAACAACACCAACAGCCAGACGGGCGACAACAAUAAUGCCUCGGCGGCGGGCGCGAUUGGCCCUUCCUCCUCGUCUGCGGACCACAACAACCGUCGCAGUCGCCGGUUCUCGCAGAUGCUGAUCGGGUUCCGCGUGCGGACGAGACGGCAUGGCGAGGAGGCGUGA
Molecule: messenger RNA, 1818 nt
Organism: Ophidiomyces ophidiicola
Lineage: Eukaryota; Fungi; Ascomycota; Eurotiomycetes; Onygenales; Onygenaceae
Exons: 3
Coding region: 1-1818 (605 amino acids)
Source: RefSeq, a predicted model, not a curated record